CUCACGGCAGAAGAAGUCACGUGGGUACGGAGGCACUGGAGCCUGGCAGUCUGACCGACACUGAAUGAGAAAGCACUGAUUCCGGCCUGAAAAUGAUGAAGUUCCUGCCUAAACUGCUGCUGCUCCUGCUGCUGGCCUUCCCGGUCACCAUCCUCCUCAAAGGCCCGGGAGUGAGUGCCCAGGAUCCGACCGAGGAUGAGGAGGCCGACGCCGUGGACGAAGACGUGGUGGACGACGCGACGGCUGAAGACGAGGACGACGAAGCCGAAGUGGAAGACGACGAAAACACAGAGCUGACGGAGGAGAAGGACGAAGAGGAGGAGGCGCUGAUCGGCGAGGCGAAGGCUUCGCCCAACGCCGACACCACCAUCCUGUUCGUCAAAGGAGAAGACUUCCCGGCCAACAACGUAGUGAAGUUCCUGCUGGGCUUCACCAACAAAGGCCCGGAGAACUUUGUGGUGGAGUCUCUGGACGCCUCGUUCCGGUACCCCCAGGAUUACCAGUUCUACAUCCAGAACUUCACCGCCCUGCAGCUCGGCACCGCGGUUCCGCCCGGCAGACAGGCCACCUUCGAGUACUCCUUCAUCCCGGCGGAGCCCAUGGGAGGCCGGCCGUUCGGACUCGUCAUCAACCUGAACUACAAGGACGGCAGCGGAAACGUCUUCCAGGACGCCGUCUUCAACCAGACCGUCACCGUCACCGAGAGGGAGGACGGCCUGGACGGAGAAACCAUCUUCUUGUACGUCUUCCUCUCCGGCCUCGGGCUGCUCGUCAUCGUCGGCCUUCACCAGCUGCUGGAGUCCAGAAAGAGGCGGCGCCCGGCUCCUAAGGUAGAGACCGGAACGUCGAGCCUGAACGACGUGGACCUGAGCUGGAUCCCCCAGGAGACGCUCAACCAGAUCAUGCAGAGCCGCAGAGACAAAGCUUCUCCGAGAAGAUCUCCUCGCAAGCGGAACCAGAAACGCUCGGCCGGCUCAGACGAGUGACGGGCGGCGGCCCUUCAUCUGUCCGUCAUCGCAGGAGGAAGAGGAGGAGGAGGAGGGCUGCGAGCUCCAUGUGAGCGCGCUCAGUCUGCUGAGGAACUUUAACCGGUGCCAAGCUGGGCCUCGGCUGGCUCCACUUUCAGCUUAGAAACUGUCGAACAAAAACACACACACCACCUGACUGCUUUUCAUUCAAAGGGUUUUUUCUAACAGGAGAGGAAGAGUUUUAUUUUUCAGUCUGGGUGAGAAACUGCUGAAGUUCUCUGUGGGAGACGGCACUGAUUGUCUUUUUGUUGAUUACCUCUCACUGGGUUUCUGCUUACGUUUGAUUUUUUUUAUUUUUACUUAUCGUUUUUUGAGAAGGCGGCUGAUCCAGACUCUGUAGACAGUUCGUUUGGGGGCGGAAGACGAUGCGCUGGUUGGUUCAUUAGUCGCAGCUCUGCUCUGAGCCACAACCAAUCCAGUUCUUUUAUUAGAUUCUCGGUUUCUCUUUGUCUCCAACCUUCCUUCAGAUCUUCUCUCGUCUUUUCAGGAUCGUUGUUUUCCAGGAAUCGUUUCUCCACUGGGAAAGUUUACAGAUUAGUCCUGUUUUCCUUUAGCCUGGCAUGUUUUAGUGUUUAAAUUGGUGAGAAAUGAGCAGAAACAUGGAGGACUGGAGCGCUGCGUACAUCCGGAUCACGCCGUGUCGAUUAGUUGUUUUUGUCUCUCUUUCACAUAGAUUUCACCAAACAUCCUGAUAAUUGAUUAAAAAAACAGGAUAAGCUCUAAAAUGUUGCAGGUUUGAAAGAAUAAAGUGAACUCUGGUUCCGUUAAGUGAUUCUCUUGAACGUAACUCAUUGAAAACCAGAUUAUCUGGAAUAAAAUUGCGUUAAAGCUGCAGCCUGGCUGCUCCUUUGAUGAUGCGUUCAGGUUCAUCACGUAAUUUCAUGAAGCAUUUCAUCUGGCCAGGCUCCUGCAGGGCCGUGGAGGGGAAAUAUAAAGUGUUCCCUUUAAAUUCAGACUGUCUAAUAAUGAAUCUGGAUGUUUUUCACUGAACCGCUGCGUCUUUAAACCUGCUGAACGUUUUUUUUUCUACCUUCUGUUUGUGACUUAAUGACGUCUGGCCUGAGAUCAGAAGGAAGUCGUGACUGAAGCGGCGGAAACGCUGUUUCUGUAAAAUAAUGAAAGGGUCGGGGUUCACACUGUUUGCUUUGGGUUACCACUAGGGGGCGCCGCUUCUCUGCUGCAGAGUUUGGACUGUUGAGGGAUUUGAUUCAAACUUUUACUUUGAUUUGCUUUUAAAGAUGCAGAAAAAUAAACUUUGAUGAUUUGCUGUAA
This is a messenger RNA of Fundulus heteroclitus (mummichog), 2300 nucleotides long. RefSeq names its product signal sequence receptor, alpha (gene ssr1). The record is from RefSeq and is a predicted model, not a curated record. NCBI's taxonomy places the organism in Eukaryota, Metazoa, Chordata, Actinopteri, Cyprinodontiformes, Fundulidae. Gene Ontology annotation, cellular component: endoplasmic reticulum; endoplasmic reticulum membrane. The coding region runs from base 93 to 986 and encodes 297 amino acids. The transcript has 9 exons.